Dromaius novaehollandiae (emu) is the source of this 1494-nucleotide messenger RNA. It is a transcript of the gene NOP53, whose product is annotated as NOP53 ribosome biogenesis factor. Gene Ontology annotation, biological process: ribosomal large subunit assembly; rRNA processing. NCBI's taxonomy places the organism in Eukaryota, Metazoa, Chordata, Aves, Casuariiformes, Dromaiidae. Gene Ontology annotation, cellular component: nucleolus. Gene Ontology annotation, molecular function: 5S rRNA binding. The coding region runs from base 59 to 1435 and encodes 458 amino acids. The transcript is spliced from 13 exons. The record is from RefSeq and is a predicted model, not a curated record.
ACUUCCGGCACGCGGCGCGCCCCGCCCUCCUUUCACCCUCCCUCGCUGCGCGGGCAAGAUGGCGGCGCCCGUGGCGGCGGCGCCGUUCCUGGGCCUCGGCCCCACGUCGCGGCCCCCCGCCGCCGCCCGGCCCCGCGCCCGCGGCCGCCGCCACCGCAAGAAGGGCUGGAAGCGCUGGGCCGGGCCCGAGGCGCGGCUCGGCCGCGAGAUCGGCGACUUCCUUGAGGACGUGGCGCUGCAGCAGCGCGCGGCCGGGGGCCUCAUCGCGGAGAAGCCGGACGAGAGCCUCUUCUUCGUGGACACGGGCAACGCGGAGAAAGAUCGGAGGCUGAACAAGGGCCGGGAGAAGCCGCUGCGCAUCGACCUCAUCCUGCAGCCCGACUCCAAGGUGCCGCCGCCCAAGGACAUCCUGGCGCACCAGGUCCCCAACGGGAGGAAGCAGGAGCGGAAGCGGCGGCUGUGGGAGCGGCUGGCGGCGCGGGGGGUGCUGCCCCGCGCGGAGCGGCUGCUGCGGGCCCGGCUGCGGCGGGGGCCCCCGGCCCGGGGGGGGCCCCAGCCCCCAGAGCGGGGCCGCCUCGACCCCGCCAGGAGCUUCUACGACAUCUGGGCCGAGAGCGCCCCCCCGGGCAGCCCGGACAGCUGGAUCCCGGUGCAGACGGCAGAGCCGCGGGUCAAGCGCCCGGCCAGGCUGCGGAAGAGGCCCUCCGAGGCGCCCGCCGUGGAGGUCAUCGCCGCCGGCGGCUCCUACAACCCCGCCUUCGAGGACCACCAGGCGCUGCUGCUGCGGGCCCACGAGGUCGAGCUGAAGAAGCAGAAGGCCGAGGAGAAGCUGCAGAGGCAGCUGAGCUUCCCCGCCGCCGCCGAGGCCCCCACCGCGGAGACGCUGUUCCGGGAGGAGUGCGAGGGGCUGCUGGAGGAGUCGGAGGAGGAAGGCGGGGAGCCGGAGGGGCCGGAGGAGCCGGCGGAGCCCCCGCGGCCGGGCCGCGCCGCCCCCCGCCCGGAGAAGAAGACGGAGCAGCAGCGCCGCAGGGAGAAGGAGGCCCGAGCCCUGGCGGCCCGGCGGCGCCGGGAGAAGGCAGCACGGUGCCGGCGCCAGGAGCUCUUCCGCCUGCGCGGCCUCCGGCUGCAGCUGCGGCGCCGGGAAGCGGAGCUGCUGCAGCGACGCCGGGCCCGCCUGGCCCAACGCCGGGCCCGCGACGCCCUGCCGCGGCGCCUGGGGCGGCUCAGGUACGAAGCCCCCAGCCUGGAGGUGCAGCUGAGCGAGGAGCUGCCCGAGUCCCUGCGGGCGCUGAAGCCCGAGGGCAGCGUCCUGCGCGACCGCUUCAAGAGCCUGCAGCGGAGGAACCUCAUCGAGCCGCGCGAGAGGGCCAAGUUCAAGCGGAAAUACCGGCUGAAAUACGUGGAGAAGAGAGCUUUCCGGGAAGUGACGUUGUAGCCACCGACCCAGCCGCGUCCCGAGCCCCCGUUUUCCGCCUAAUAAAACCUUUGGCACCA